This is a messenger RNA of Esox lucius (northern pike), 4460 nucleotides long. RefSeq names its product 5-hydroxytryptamine (serotonin) receptor 2A, genome duplicate a (gene htr2aa). Gene Ontology annotation, molecular function: neurotransmitter receptor activity; G protein-coupled serotonin receptor activity. Gene Ontology annotation, biological process: G protein-coupled receptor signaling pathway, coupled to cyclic nucleotide second messenger; chemical synaptic transmission. Gene Ontology annotation, cellular component: dendrite; plasma membrane. The transcript is spliced from 3 exons. The record is from RefSeq and is a predicted model, not a curated record. The coding region runs from base 1861 to 3279 and encodes 472 amino acids. NCBI's taxonomy places the organism in Eukaryota, Metazoa, Chordata, Actinopteri, Esociformes, Esocidae.
AGGACCAGAACAGAGGAAGUGUGUGAGAGAGAGAGCAAGAGCGACAGUGAGCAAAAGGGAGGGUGUGAGGCGAGUGAGCAUAUGUGAGUGUAUCUGAGAAAGCGGAGACGGCACACUGUGGAGUAGUGCUCAGUGACUGACAGCUAAAGUGUUGAGCUGAAGGCGACUUUCUAAUAAUCAGGGGAAAUAAAAUGAUACAGGCUCUGUUGAGGCAGAAUUGAAGGGCUGAAGGGAUAUGGAAGAAAAAAGGAAAGAAAUGGAAUGAAGGACUUUUUUCGAGGUAACUGUUUUUUCCAAACCAGGAUUCUCCAUUCAUCACAUUCCGUUAUUUCGGUGAAACGCUCUCCCAGUUUAUAGGACGGACCUGGAUGGAAGUGUGUGUAUGUGUGUAUGAAUGUGUGUUUGCAAGUGACAAAGUGAGUGUGUGUGGCACCUGUCGUCACUCAUCAUGCUUCUGAUCCAUCUCUAUAGUACGUGAACACAGGUACAUAGCGAGCGCAUGAGAGACACCUGAGGAUUCUCUGACACACACACACACACGCGCACGCACACACGCGCACACAUCUCCUGUCUCAUCUUUUCCAUCGCCUCGACAACAGGAUUAAAUCGAGCGAGCCUGCCAUCUGACAUUGCGGAUGCUCUCAACAACGGUACACUGGAAUUGAGCACAUUAUAGUGGUUAUACUUUCCUGAUUUCAUACGGAUUCAAUUUCAGCAGGUGACAAUGUUGACCUGAGACAGGAAAAGAUCUCAGUAUAAUUGCCCUCCGGUUUGGAGUACUUGGAACAAAGCAAAAGUCAUAGACCUCUUUACUGUUCUGUGGCAUUUUGCCACAUUGCUGUUGCUUUCCACUCCGUCCAUCAAUAGUAACGACUACUUCAAGAAUUGACUUAGGUAAAGACUGCAUGUGUGGGCAGCCUUCACUGGCUUUACACAUUGGGAAGUUUAACCCUGAUGGCUGUGAUAAGGGUCGAGAUCUAAGCAUGAUGAUGGAUACUAUGUGGAGACUUUUAAGGACCAAACGUAUCUGGGUCAUUCUUGAAUUGCGGUGGUAAGUGCUGUCCCUUGACUUUGGCACAAUGUAAAAACACUUCAUAAUGACAAAUAAUACACUUUGCAUUUUAUGUAAUUGGUAAUCAAUAAAAUGUAAUCCCUUUAUGCUGCUAAACGUCAAUUUUGUACGCAUUGUAGAAGCUACUGGAGAUGAGGGGCACACAUGAUUCAGGGACGUAGAGAUAUCAAUGCAUUAUUUUAAUUGCUCAACAGUUAAAAAUAGACGUGAUCAAUAGAACAGAUAAAUAAAACCAAAAAAAUUUAAACAUAUAUUGUUUUCUAAAUUAUGUUACUGCCUUGAAAAUGAGAAGAUGUACGAGGACCUUGAGCUUUCUCUCCGGUGGAAAAUUAUAUUGAGAAAUGGUCUGUAUUAAAGAAAAUGAUUAGCUAAACACAACCCUAAAGUAGGUCAUCUAUUUAGGGAAGCUAAAUAACAUUGUGAGCAAAAUAGCAUUUUCCCAUCAUAUCACUUUAGUAAAUGAUUUUCAGAAGCUUGAUGACAGAUUUUAGUGUGUGUGACCUCUAUUUUAGAAAAUUUUUGUAAUGUCAAAUUUAUGCAAGCAUCAUUGCUGUUACUACCACUAUGUCAUAAUGUUAAUACAUAUUUAAAGUAAUCAAGCUACCAUAUUAGUGGUUUAAGCAUGUGGCAAGAAACAUUUAAAUAAAUACAAUAGUAUUCAAAUUUAAUUAAUCAAAAAAGGUUGAUGAUCAAAUGCCACCGUAAUUGAAGAAAGACCCACUCCUCUCUCACCAGGUAACAGACCUGUAGGAGUAAAAGUGUCAUUAUAAGGGACGUGCUGGAGGUGUAUGGGGACUGACAUAAUGAACCUGCAUGGUAACGUAUCAGAAGGACUUCUGGGAAAUGGAGGCAGGAAUGGGUGUAACGGGAAUGACAUUCUGUCAGGCAACUUGACUCAAGGCGGCGGGGGUUACAGUGAGGAAACAAAGAUCCUGGCAUCAUCCCAGUGUGCAACAGGGAUGACAGCGGUGGACAAGAACUGGGCAGCAUUGCUUAUUCUGGCGGUCAUCGCCAUUACGGUGACGGGUAACAUCCUGGUCAUCAUCGCCGUGUCUCUAGAGAAGAAGCUCCAGAAUGCCACCAACUACUUUCUGAUGUCACUGGCUGUUGCAGACAUGUUACUGGGCAUCUUGGUCAUGCCUGUCUCCAUGGUGACCAUCCUCUAUGAAUACAGAUGGCCUCUGCCCUCUGACCUGUGUCCUAUCUGGAUCUACCUGGAUGUGCUGUUCUCCACAGCCUCUAUUAUGCACUUGUGUGCCAUCUCCCUGGAUCGCUACAUUGCCAUCAGAAACCCCCUCCACCACAGCCGCUUCAACUCCAGAACCAAGGCACGCCUCAAGAUUAUGGCUGUCUGGACCAUCUCUGUGGGUAUCUCCAUGCCCAUCCCUGUGCUGGGACUGCGGGACUACACCAAGGUGUUUAAAGACGACAGCUGCCAGCUGAAUGACGACAGUUUCGUCCUGGUGGGAUCCUUCGUGGCUUUCUUUGUCCCCCUCACCAUCAUGGUGGUCACCUACUUCCUCACCAUCGGGGCCCUGCAGACCGAAGCCACCCUCUGCCUGGACCAGCUGGUACCCCGGCCGAAGUGGAGCGUCAGCCUGACUCUGGGCUUCUUACCAACGUCCUCGCUCUCCUCGGAGAAGCUCUUCUUCAGGCGUUCGCUCAGCCGCAAGCAGGGAGGAGUCGCAGAAGGGGUGGACCUGCGGUAUGGCCGUCGAACCAUGCAGUCCAUCAGCAACGAGCAGAAGGCCUCGAAGGUCCUGGGCGUGGUCUUCUUCCUCUUCGUGGUCAUGUGGUGUCCCUUCUUCAUCACCAAUGUGCUAGCGGUGGUGUGCGACCAGGGGAACUGUAAACCGGCUGUGAUGGGCAGGCUGCUGAACGUGUUUGUGUGGGUUGGGUACCUCUCCUCAGCAGUCAACCCGCUGGUAUACACACUGUUCAACAAGACGUACCGGGCAGCGUUCUCCCGCUACAUGCGUUGCCAGUACAGCCCAGAGAGGAAGCCUCUGCAGCUCAUAUUGGUCAACACCAUCCCUCCACUGGCUUACAGCUCCACUCAACUGGCCCUAGAGGAAAUGAGCUCCCUCAGGAAUGGGGUCCACAGCAGUGGGGGACCCAGAGACUGCCUACAGGACCCGGGGAGGACAAAAUCAAACCCUAGGACAAAGAUGAAAGCAUCGGAAGUGUGUGAGUCUAUCAGCCUGUAAGGAACUUAAUCUCUCAUAAUGCUGGAGGAAUAUGCUGGGUUUUAUUGGCUUCCCCAUCUUGCCAUGAUUCUUAUUCUUUUGGGGGGGUUAGGGGUGAAUCUGAGGAACGGGUAUUCCUAUGCUGGAGCUCAGUAGCUCAGUGCUCAGUAGCUCUGCGGUCAGAGCCAUGCUGCCAGAAGCAGUCAGGAACAGGGAAAAUAAAACAGAAAGUACAGCGAGGAGAAGGACAACUAGCCAGAACUAAAGAAAACAACUGAACUAAUGCGGAAUUAUUAGCAAUGAACGACAAGAUCUGUUUCCACCAAAAUUCACAUAGCCUGGGUACCAGUUUGCUCAGUUAUCAUUCCAUUACUAGUACUAUGUGUCAUGUGCCAUAUACGCUUUGGAAAGAGUACAAGGAGUAGAAUGUUAAUGGAUGAAUAGAGACUCAUACCCAGGCUAUCGUAUAUAAAAUAUAAAUAUACUGUAUAUUUAUAUAUACAUUGUGCACAAAAGGUAUGUAAAUGUCUGUGUAUUUCGUUUUUGUUGUCAUUAACCGAAAAGUCAGAGCUAUCUUUUGAUCUUGUGUUUUCUUUCAUUCAGUAUGAAAAUACAGAAAUGUGUAUUGGUGGGAUGUAGGCUAAUGAAGAUGCGUUGAGGGAUUCCUAGGUAUUGCUCAGGGGGCUUAAGAAUCUUUCAUUUAAAGGCGUAGGGGUCAAAUGCACUAAGUGUUGUACCUAUGAUGUGAUCUGUUGUUAUACCCCCUCCCUCUUAUUAAUGGUACAGCCCACAACUGCCACUUUAAUACAUGGUUGUCCGACCUCAACCCUAACAGGCGUUGAAAAUAUGUUUUUAAAAAGAAAUGUAAAGAAAAAAGAAAAAAAAAAGAAGUCAAUACAAUGUUGUAACUCCAGUGAAAGAGUUCUGUGUAUUUGAUAGUCUAUUUUGGCACCAAUGUUUCCGCGGCAACAGCCACCAUAGAUGUCUCUUUCCAAACAAAGUAAAUGAGAAAAGGAAGCCUUAAGGUGUCAUUGUUGUCGUCAUUUUCCUUAUGUGUAUGUCCACUGGGUCAAAGCCGAGCAGAUUCAUCCACCUGCAGACCAAGGAGCGGCAAAAUGUCAGUCCUUGUUGUUCGGUGGCACACCCUGAGGCCCAUGCACACCCAUGUGCCUACAGUACCUAUCCACGGACACAGACACACA